Molecule: messenger RNA, 2079 nt
Organism: Penicillium chermesinum
Lineage: Eukaryota; Fungi; Ascomycota; Eurotiomycetes; Eurotiales; Aspergillaceae
Product: Zn(II)2Cys6 transcription factor domain-containing protein
Exons: 4
Coding region: 1-2079 (692 amino acids)
Biological process (GO): positive regulation of transcription by RNA polymerase II
Cellular component (GO): nucleus
Molecular function (GO): zinc ion binding; DNA-binding transcription factor activity, RNA polymerase II-specific; transcription cis-regulatory region binding
Source: RefSeq, a predicted model, not a curated record
AUGCCGGGGGUCCCUUCCAAUAAAAGCUGUGAACGAUGCAAGAAGAAACACAUGAAGGUAUGUGGGUCCCCGCCCAGCCACUACUCCGAUCUGACCGAACAGUGCGAUGAAACUCGCCCUCAAUGCCAACGGUGUCAGACGGCCAACGUAGAAUGUCCAGGCUACGUGCAGACACGCAAAUUUAUUGACCAAGGGCCUACUGUGAGGCGUCGUUUCGCACCAUAUCAGGGGUCUUCUACAAAGACCCCAGCACUAAAGCCGUCAGUGGAAGGUUGGGGAAAUCCCACAUUCUCAUGGAAUGACUCGAGCGACAGGAGAGGACAGCCAGGGCCUACCAAGCGAGAGGCUUUAGAUCAUGCCGACACCAACCUUCACCAAGAUUCAGAAGGUUUGAUGGCAGGCAAUCCAGUCCCGAUGGGGACAGAGACUAAAAACACCGCUAGCCUGGACGCCGGCUUAUCUGAGAGUGAUUCGUUUCCUCCUGACUUCCGAUCUAAUGUCCGGGAUAGUUGGGAACCCCCAGGGAGCCUAGGUCAGAAUUCUGCGGUCACUAGAGCUGUUCUAGACACUUUCGGUCCUUGUGGUCAUGGCCCGUUAAAUGAUUCUAUUGACAGCCAGGCACAACCUACGUGGCAAGGAUCAGCCGAGGAGACUGAAAAGGAAGAGUUGCAAGCCCUAUUCACAGACCUAAAAACUGGCACUGAGCAUGAAACGGCAUUUCUCAUGCGUUAUUUUACGGAGGUCAUAGGGAGCUGGUAUUCAUAUCCCCCAUUUCCAUUCGGAGCGAUCGCUGCAAAACAACUUGGCUUGUUGAAAGGAGUCACCUCGCUCGCGGGGGCAAAAGCCACCAGUCUCGCGACAACAGAGAUAUACCCCAACUCGCUCCAAGUGGACUGGAGCCUCAAAGCCACCAACUACUACUACCUUGCUUCUUCAUCACUCCACUCGUCCUUUUCGGAACAUUAUACGGUCAUGUCCAGCUCAACUGUAUUCGACUCUCCGACUGAAUCUCUGAACAACUGGAUUGCAGGCCAAAACGUCUCGGAAGCUGGUCUGCAAACAGAUGGCAAAGCACAGAUAAGCCAACUGGAAAACAGUCUAGCCACUGUGACACUCAUGAUAUUCUAUAAGCUCCUCGACUCCGAUAUACAAGAAUGGCAUUUGCAUCUUUCGGGCAUUGGCCGGUUAUUCGAGUCCUUGGUGUCCCUGUAUGAUUCUCAGCCAGCGGAUAUGCCUCAUGGUAUCCGGGCUUCAUUUUGGAAUCUUGCCCGUCAGGACUUUUGUGGUUCCUAUAUGCUGCGGGUGCCCACCCAUCUGGAUCCUACAAAUCUCCCAUUGUGGCGCGCUGCAGGCCUCUCUAUCGAUGGUACGAGGGGCUUCGAUAUGGGCUCCGGUGGAACCUUGAAGUCCAGCGAAGAGGACCAAGCAUUCAAUGGCCUGAUUUGGCUCCUGAGUAAGUUGGUCAACUUUCUGGCCCAUUUGGCACAGUCUCAACUGUGCAGGUUGACGGAAUCUCCGGGGUCGACGACAGAAAGGGGCUUGCAGGGCAGUGCCAGUCCAGCAGCAUCGCUCUCUUCGACCCCUGUCGCAUGGUUAGAGCUAUGUUUUGCUUUUCAAUCAUGGUUCGAAGGAGCCCCCGAGACCUUCCGGCCCUACAUUCGCAUUGAACGCCCGAGGACCACCGACGGAACGGUUCUGCCUUUUCCAGAGACCCUUUUCAGCUCAUCUACCUGCGCAGCUGCCAUGCAACACUAUCAUUUUGGACGCAUUGCCCUUCUUCUCAACCGCCCAGAGAACGAUUCUCCGUCUCUUGGAAGCUCCUUCGAUCGCUUGAAACGAUACCGAGAAGUCACCAAAGAAGUCGAGUUUCGCUGUCGUGAGGUAUGCAGUAUUGCCUUGGGUAGACCUCAUGGCGCCGUCCGCGUGCAUAUGAUCCCUCUGCUGUUUGGUGUUGGCAAAUGUAUAGAGGGAUCGACCGAGCGUCGAACUAUUUUAGAUAUCCUGCAUGGGGUUACAAGGGACCUGGGACUCAGAACCGCCUCGAUGAUCAAUAUGCUUGUUGAGUCAUGGAAAGACUGA